This is a messenger RNA of Ostreobium quekettii, 333 nucleotides long. NCBI's taxonomy places the organism in Eukaryota, Viridiplantae, Chlorophyta, Ulvophyceae, Bryopsidales, Ostreobiaceae. The record is from the annotation of a GenBank genome assembly.
AUGUCACACACCACGUGUUGUUACAGAUCGCUAACACACAUGAGGUGCGUUUGUGCUGCAACACAUGUGUUUGUGAGGACUGCUGGAUUUCCAACCCUUGUAGUGGUCUCAACUGUGGGAACGCACACCGAUGAAGAACUCUACCAUUUGCUUCAACACUUGGACAAACUGGACAUGAGUUUGUUCAACAACUCCACAAUUCAGCAGUUCCUGCCACAGUUGCCUGCCAAAGGCACCCUUCAUGAUGAGCUCUACUUGCAGGCGAAGCUGAAGGAGUUGCUUAGGGAUCUGACGUUUCUGGACACCUAUGAAAACUCAGUGAUUUUUAUGUAG